Molecule: messenger RNA, 1636 nt
Organism: Syngnathus typhle (broad-nosed pipefish)
Lineage: Eukaryota; Metazoa; Chordata; Actinopteri; Syngnathiformes; Syngnathidae
Product: receptor activity-modifying protein 1-like
Exons: 3
Coding region: 10-594 (194 amino acids)
Biological process (GO): calcium ion transport; G protein-coupled receptor signaling pathway; receptor internalization
Cellular component (GO): membrane; signaling receptor complex; cell surface
Molecular function (GO): coreceptor activity
Source: RefSeq, a predicted model, not a curated record
AGCGCUGCUAUGAUUGGGGGGUGGCUUCCCACUGUGGAAGGUCAAGGCACUUUUUUUUUUACGUCCCGUCGAGCACACGAGCACGAUCACUCAGUUGUCGGUGUCAUCAUCUGGUUUUUGUCAACACUACAUUCGAGGUGGAGCUGCUUUCUCGUGUUCAUCAUGAAGAGCGGUUGGUUGCUCCAGGCGGUUUGCGUUGUGUUCUUCGUCAACGGCGUGUCAGGCUGCGACCGAGGACUCUAUGAGAAAGUCAUCGACGAUUUCUGUCUGGUUAAGUUCAAGUCGGACAUGGGGGCAAUAGACAAACGUCUGUGGUGCAGCUGGCCGGACACCACGCAGAUCUAUGAGGAGCUGACUAACUGCACCUACCAAAUGGCCUUGAGGAUGGACUGCUUCUGGCCCGAUCAGAUAGUCGACCGCUUCUUUGCGAGGAUCCACAUAGACUACUUUCUGGACUGCCCGCCGACCGGCCGGCUCAUCCGCGACCCGCCGGCUAGUGUCCUUGCUCCAUUCAUCGGUGUGCCCAUAUUGGUCACCUUGCUCGUGACAGCCCUGGUGGCGUGGAGGAGUAAACACACAGAGGGUGUUCUAUAGCAACACUUAUACAUGGACGCCUUUUUUUUUUUUUCAACCUGGUACAAUGUACCGCUUGGAAUCUGUCUCUUAAAGUGGCAGCUGUAUCAGCUACACACAAGUGUAAAUGUGGUGACAUCAUAACUCGACAAAAUAUGUGAGCAGGAUAUUCACAUGCUCGUCAAAAAGCGGUGACUUAUGUCAUUCUUUUUCAAACAUCCCUUUAGUGAAGCUGAUCUUAACUCAUCCACUGCCAGCCAAGUUAAAAUGGAUCUUUGACGUCAAUAGCCGUCAAUGGUAGUAAACGAGUGAAACUAAUCUCUUGCAAAGGAAUUACCGUAUUUUUCACACUAUAAGGCGCACCUAAAAACCUCCAGUUUUCUCAAAAGCCUUAUAAUCAGGUGCGCCUUAUAUAUGGACCAAUAUUGAACCACUACAGCAGGCGUGUCCAAAGUCCGUCCCGCGGCCAAAUGUAUAUAUCUUAUAUAUAGACAAAGUUUUCAAAUGGGCCAUUCAUUGACUUAUAAUCCGGUGCGCCUUAUAUAUGGACAAAGUUUUAAAAUGGGCCAUUCAUUGAAGGUGCGCCUUAUAAUCCUGUGCGCCUUAUCGUGCGGAAAAUACGGUAAGUAUAAGACUGAAAGGAUUUUACACAAUGCAAAAGAAAACAGCCUCCGUUUUUGUAGUUUCGCUUUAUUCAAAGGUACGCGGGCUAAGGAGUAUUUCUUUUUGUAACUCUUAACAGAUCCUUGGUUUAUAGUAUUUCUAUGACUAUAAUACAAAAAGGAUCACGGUUUUCGUGCCAGCAUGUAGAAAUACGUGAUCUUCAUAGUGAGCUCCGUGUCUGGCGAGGACACCUGCAUGGCAGCCAUCAGCCUGAAACGAAAGACGAGUUCAAUUCAAUAUCGGUCGAGAGAAACAAAGAAGCGAUUUGGUGUGUACAAGCAAUGUCUCACUUGUUUCUGAUGUGGUCAGAGAGUCGCUCGGCCUUGACGGCAUCCUGGCUCUUCAGAUUCUGGUAGUUAGUAAAUGUCUCUAUCAAACCAAUAAAACUGUUUAUAGUCAC